This is a messenger RNA of Sycon ciliatum, 701 nucleotides long. RefSeq lists its product as uncharacterized. The record is from RefSeq and is a predicted model, not a curated record. Bases 74 to 424 code for a protein of 116 amino acids. The transcript has 3 exons. Lineage: Eukaryota; Metazoa; Porifera; Calcarea; Leucosolenida; Sycettidae.
GGUGCCGAAUCAAACACACUUUCUGCAAGCAAUCACUCAGUUCCAGUGUAAAUUCUUCCAAAGCGCAAUCAAGAUGAGCAUCAGCGGAAUUCCGGUGGGAGGACCCGGACCUGUAAUAGGAGGCGGAACGUUGGACCCCUCCAAAUGGUCGUCACCUAGACCUGCAACUGCUGAUAUUCAGAACAUCUGUGACGGUGUCCGUGGUCUGGUCGAGUCGGCUUACAAUGGCAACAAACCGUUCCAUGACUUUACCGCUACGUCCUACAUCAGCCGAGACACUGAUGAUGGUCUCCUCGUACGCGCCAAGGUGUGUAUAAAUCCUCUUGCCCAAAUUCGCCUUCAAGUGAAAAGAAGGGGUAGCGCGCCUCACUUCGAAGCAGCUGAGGCAUUCUGCGAUGGCAACUUGCAAGAGGGACCUCAAUAACCAAUGCACAGGAUGUGUUCCAUCACUUAUCACUUUUCAUUCUUUUCGAGAAUAGAGCUUUUGUGUACACCCCAAGUUCCUUCUGACAUGUCAUCCACUGCACUACUGCUUUGACACGCACAAGGUCAAUUUCCCAAUAAGUGUCUAGUUGGUCAGAGAUACAUGUAGUUGCACAACAAUAUUCUUAUUAAUGUUGCGUAUUGUGCUUUACGUUUCACAUCUUCUUUGAAUUGGUGUUGGAAUUUAAUGGCAGUGAGAUGCUACGGUACAAUUCCAA